CGCCCCUUUGCCUGCCUGCUGCGGACGGAGCUCUAGUACACACUACGGCGAGGAACAUGGCGCCGCCGCCCGAACCCCGGCGCCCGUACAAGCGCCCGGCCAUCUCCGACCAGCAGCGCCGCCGCGAGCUCGCCCUCCAGGCGCAGUCCUCCCGGCGUGCCGACGCCCAGGCGCGCGCCCGCGCCCUCGCCAGCUCCCUCCUCACCACCCCGACCCCUCCUGCGGCCGCCCAUCGCCACGAAGAGGAGGACGAGCAUGAGGAGGAGGAGCAGGAGCACACCGUCGCCGACGUCGCUGCGGUCGCAUCCAAGCUCCGCGGCUCCGAAGCGCGCCGGUGGUUCGCUCGCCAGAUCAUGCUCCCGGAGUGGAUGGUCGACGCCCCGCCCCACCUUGCCAGCGACUGGCAUGUUUUUGCCAGGCCUUCUGGGAAACGAUGCUUGGUUGUGUCUUCCAAUGGCAUGACAAUUAGCAGGGCGCGAAACGGAUCAAUCCUUCACCGGUUCCCUUCUGCUCUACCAAAUGGAUCAAAGAGAGACAUAUCUGGCCCAGCAAGCUCCUACUCCAUACUCGAUUGCAUUUUUCAUGAGCCUGAUCAAACAUACUAUAUCAUUGACAUGAUUUGUUGGCGUGGCUAUUCACUGUAUGAUUGCACUGCCGAGUUCAGGUUUUUUUGGGUAAACUCUAAGCUCACAGAAACUUCAGCUGGUGAUCCUCCAUCAACAUACCAUCGAUAUAGAUUCAGUGCUGUCCCAAUAUAUGAGUGCACUCUUGAGGGUCUUCAAGCAGCUUACUCUGGGAGCACACCUUAUGUCAAAGAUGGCUUGCUGUUUUACAACAAGCAUGCACAUUAUCAAGCUGGCAUCACACCCCUUACACUAGUAUGGAAAGAUGAAACUUGUAGCCAAUAUGUUAUUGAUACUGACGGCAAAGGAGAAAUUCCAAAUGAGCAGCACCUUGUGUUGGAAUUGCAAGAGGAUGGAAAGCUAGUAACAUCUGACGACCCUCCAGUCGUGUUUGGUAGCUUGGACAACGAAUUCAUACAGAAGUCAAACCUGCGAGCAGGGAAUCUUCUCCGCUUUGCUGUAAGAGACGAGAGUGUGAAACUUGUUGAUGGAAAGAUGCAGAUUGGUGAGCUGCAGUUUGUUGGAAAGCCAAAUCGUGCUCGUGCUUUCGCUGACAGCCAUUCGAAAGCUUUGUUCCAGUAUGCUGCAAGGCGUGCUCCUCUGAGAAUUGAUGAUCUGGUUGCUUCCAUUCAAUCAAACAAUAUGGAACUUGAAUCCACAGAUGUUGAAAUGCAAGAUUAAAGAUUGGGCUUUGUUAUCACUAAUGCAACAGAUGAAUGCCAAUACAAAGCUAGAGUGAAGGGGCUGCAAAAGGUUGCAUAUCCGUAAUUCAUAAGAUAUCAGCAAAUGUAGUGAUUGUCUGAAACCCGUGGUUUUCAGGGAGUGGCGCGUUCCAGGUCUGAUAGAUAUUAGUACCUCAAGACCUGCAAAAGGAAAGGGGGUUAAACAGUGUAGCACGAGUUUGUGGAGUGAACAUUGAUUUGACAUCUACAUGGGAUGCACUGUGUAAUGCAAUUCAACUUGUGAAGUAUGUUCGUCCUGAGUUUGCAAUCUAUGACAUUCUGAUAGCCGAAAAAUGCUCA
This is a messenger RNA of Setaria italica (foxtail millet), 1645 nucleotides long. Its product is annotated as snurportin-1. Gene Ontology annotation, cellular component: nucleus; cytoplasm. The record is from RefSeq and is a predicted model, not a curated record. The coding region runs from base 57 to 1304 and encodes 415 amino acids. Gene Ontology annotation, biological process: snRNA import into nucleus. Lineage: Eukaryota; Viridiplantae; Streptophyta; Magnoliopsida; Poales; Poaceae. The transcript has 9 exons.